AUGUCGGAUGACGAUCCCAGCGUCGGCUGGCAGGCCAGCCCCGAUCGCCGAGGCACGCUCACGCUCCUUACCAGCUGCCUGGUCACCAUUUUCGCCUGCACGUGGAGCGUCCAGCACUUGAACUUGCCCGGGCCUAAGGAUGGCGCGUGGACCCGUCUCGUCCGGAAAUGCAAGUGGAUGAUCAUCACAGUUCUCUUUCCCGAGUUCAUCCUCGCCCAUGCCAUUUUCGAGCUCGCCAUGGCCAUCGACGACCUUGCCAAGCUCAAGGAACGGGGAGCCGCGAUAUCGCCUCCCUGGUGGCUCAGACUUGCUCAGGAAAAGCCGGCGAACCUCUUUUCGUCCCUCGCGGGGGUGAUGUCCUGCCGCCGACGGAAUGCGGCAACUGAGGAGAGUGAAGCAGCCGCGGCUGGCCCGACCCCGUGGACUCUGACGCACUGUUACCUGGCCAACAUGGGGGGCUUCAGCGUCAAGCUCAGCCCGCAGAAAAACCCGUGCACAGCCCAGUACUCCUUGUCCCCUGCUCCUUUCUCCUGGGAAGACUAUAAGCCGAAGACCGCGAGCCAGCUGGCCAAGUUGUGGAGCGAGAACACGGCGCUCAACAUUUCCGAGGCCGAGGUGGCGGACAAGAGCAAAACCGACUACCUAUCCAAAGCGGUGGCCGUGGUGCAGAUAGCGAAUCUCGCCGUGUCGGUCGUCGUCCGGAGCGUCCGCCACCUCGCCAUCUCCCAGCUCGAGAUCGUGACGCUGGCGUUCGCCGUGUGCGGCGUCCUGGCGUACGCAGCGUACUGGUACAAGCCCCAGGGCGUGGAGAUCCCGGUCGGCGUCGAGCUGAGAUGCAGGGCGACGGAGCUAGAGCAGCUCAGAGCCACGAGUGAGCCGCGGCCUUUCGACCGGUUCUGGGAGGUCGUGACCAACAGAUACAGGGUGAAGUUUAACGUCACAGGGAUCAGGGUCCUAGGUCUCGACAGCGUGGCUGGGGACUGGGAUCGGGUGCCGAACGACAACCUGCCGCGGAUGGCCAACCAGACGCAUUCGGCCCUGUUUGUGCUUACGUUCUUGACCGUGAGCUUUGGAGCAAUCCAUCUGGCGGCAUGGAAUUUCUCGUUCCCCAGCCGCGUGGAGCAAAUUCUGUGGAGGGUGUCCACGAUCGUGGCGAUGGUGGUGCCGCCACUGGCACUGCUGGCACUGCCGCUCGUCCAGCUGCACCGGCGCUGGGGCGAUCCUCAGAACUUCAUAGAAGGGCUUCGAAGAGCCCUGGAGGCCUUAGUGUUCGCAUUGAGGAACCCCUCCCAGGAUGACGACCUCAGAGUACCCUUCUGGAAGCAAGCGGCGGAUCUAGCACAGUACCGUGCAGAACUGGCUGAGCAGGCUCUCCAGGCUCUCCGGCGCCUCCCAGUCGGAUGGGAGAUGGAGCAAGGGCCAUCAAUGCAGGUUCCCUACAAGGAUGUCUUCGAACCGCUUGAAACCGGUAUGAUCUUGUGCACCGGACUGGCCUACGUGGCAUGGGACAGCCGUGUUUGCGGGACGGGGCCCCUGAGGGCGCUGCAUCUGCCCAAGCAGUUCGACUCACAACUGACUUACCUCGCUGAGAUCCUGCUGGGUGCUGCGCCCAAGAAAAUCCGGGACGACGCCGUCACAGGUGUUUACCCACGCCGGCCCUUGAUCCCGCCAUGGGUGAACAUGGGCAUCAUCUAUGUCACGGGCCUCGUCUACUGCAUGGCGAGGCUCAGCAUCAUCGCGCUCGCCUUCUCGUGUCUGCGGUCGAUGCCCAACUCGGUUUAUGUCGACACGUGGACGAAGAACAUACCCAGCUUUCAGUGAUGCCCUCGCCGUCGCCCUGAGGCAACUUCCGGGAGAAUGUGAGUUCCAUCUCAAAGAUGGACCGAAUCUUUGACACCCUGUGCUGAACUAGUGAGAAUGUACACUACACUCUGUACGAGAAGAAGGAUUGGAAAAAGCAAGGUGUCAUACCCGGGCCAUCUGCGGCCCCGGCCCAGCGCCCCGGGCCGGCAUACCGAGAUUAGGCACCACCAGGCCGGGCGCCCAACUGCGGCCCAACCUGCGCCCUCUCCUCUGCAGUCUUCCACAAUCCCUACAAUAUCUUCAAC
Messenger RNA from Thermothielavioides terrestris NRRL 8126, 2108 nucleotides. RefSeq lists its product as uncharacterized. Lineage: Eukaryota; Fungi; Ascomycota; Sordariomycetes; Sordariales; Chaetomiaceae. The transcript has 2 exons. The coding region runs from base 1 to 1821 and encodes 606 amino acids. The record is from RefSeq and is a predicted model, not a curated record.